AUGGGGAGGAAUGGGGAGGAGUGGGUGAGGAGUGGGGAGGAGUGGGUGAGGAAUGGGGAGGAGUGGGUGAGGAGUGGGGAGGAGUGGGUGAGGAGUGGGGAGGGUGAGGAGUGGGGAGGAGUGGGUGAGGAGUGGGUGAGGAGUGGGGAGGAGUGGGCAGGAUGGUGGGUGUUGCGACGCGCCUCACUGCCAUGGGGAGGAUUGGGGAGGAGUGGGGAGAAAUGGGAGGAACAGGAGAGCAUUUUCAGAGAAGCAAGUCGUUCAUGCUCUCGUCCGAGGCUGGAUGGUGGGAGUUGCGACGCGCCUCACUGCCAUAGGGAGGUACGUGGAGGAAUGGGGAGGAAUGGGGAGGAGUGGGUGAGGAGUGGGGAGGAGUGGGUGAGGAAUGGGGAGGAGUGGGUGAGGAGUGGGGAGGAGUGGGUGAGGAGUGGGGAGGAGUGGGUGAGGAGUGGGGAGGGUGAGGAGUGGGGAGGAGUGGGUGAGGAGUGGGUGAGGAGUGGGGAGGAGUGGGUGAGGAGUGGGGAGGAGUGGGGAGGAGUGGGGGGGAACAGGAGAUUUCCUCACUGCCAUAGGGAGGUACGUGGAGGAAUGGGGAGGAAUGGGGAGGAGUGGGUGAGGAGUGGGGAGGAGUGGGUGAGGAAUGGGGAGGAGUGGGUGAGGAGUGGGGAGGAGUGGGUGAGGAGUGGGGAGGAGUGGGUGAGGAGUGGGGAGGGUGAGGAGUGGGGAGGAGUGGGUGAGGAGUGGGUGAGGAGUGGGGAGGAGUGGGCAGGAUGGUGGGUGUUGCGACGCGCCUCACUGCCAUGGGGAGGAUUGGGGAGGAGUGGGGAGAAAUGGGAGGAACAGGAGAGCAUUUUCAGAGAAGCAAGUCGUUCAUGCUCUCGUCCGAGGCUGGAUGGUGGGAGUUGCGACGCGCCUCACUGCCAUAGGGAGGUACGUGGAGGAAUGGGGAGGAAUGGGGAGGAGUGGGUGAGGAGUGGGGAGGAGUGGGUGAGGAAUGGGGAGGAGUGGGUGAGGAGUGGGGAGGAGUGGGUGAGGAGUGGGGAGGAGUGGGUGAGGAGUGGGGAGGGUGAGGAGUGGGGAGGAGUGGGUGAGGAGUGGGUGAGGAGUGGGGAGGAGUGGGUGAGGAGUGGGGAGGAGUGGGGAGGAGUGGGGGGGAACAGGAGAUUUCCUCACUGCCAUAGGGAGGUACGUGGAGGAAUGGGGAGGAAUGGGGAGGAGUGGGUGAGGAGUGGGGAGGAGUGGGUGAGGAAUGGGGAGGAGUGGGUGAGGAGUGGGGAGGAGUGGGUGAGGAGUGGGGAGGAGUGGGUGAGGAGUGGGGAGGGUGAGGAGUGGGGAGGAGUGGGUGAGGAGUGGGUGAGGAGUGGGGAGGAGUGGGUGAGGAGUGGGGAGGAGUGGGGAGGAGUGGGGGGGAACAGGAGAUUUGUUGUAGAGAAUGUCGUUCAUGCUCUCAUUCGAGGCAGGAUGGUGGGUGUUGCGACGCGCCUCACUGCCAUGGGGAGGAUUGGGGAGGAGUGGGGAGAAAUGGGAGGAACAGGAGAGCAUUUUCAGAGAAGCAAGUCGUUCAUGCUCUCGUCCGAGGCUGGAGAGUGGGUGUUGCGCCGAGCCUCACUGCCAUGA
This is a messenger RNA of Closterium sp. NIES-65, 1617 nucleotides long. The record is from the annotation of a GenBank genome assembly. NCBI's taxonomy places the organism in Eukaryota, Viridiplantae, Streptophyta, Zygnematophyceae, Desmidiales, Closteriaceae.